Molecule: messenger RNA, 1167 nt
Organism: Papaver somniferum (opium poppy)
Lineage: Eukaryota; Viridiplantae; Streptophyta; Magnoliopsida; Ranunculales; Papaveraceae
Product: auxin-responsive protein IAA29-like
Exons: 4
Coding region: 157-972 (271 amino acids)
Biological process (GO): regulation of DNA-templated transcription
Cellular component (GO): nucleus
Molecular function (GO): protein binding
Source: RefSeq, a predicted model, not a curated record
CCGCACACACCGCUCUCUCAUUGUCUCUAUGUCCCUCACUCUCACUUUCCACUCCUUCAUAAUCCUUAUUUCCUCUGUAUAUAUACUUAUAUAGCUUUCCACUUCUUCAAUCUAAUCAAAUUCCACUUUCUUUCUACGUUAUUGAAUUUUGACAAUAUGGAGUUACAGUUGGGUCUUUCUCUGUCUUGGCCAACAACAACAACAAGAUUCAGCAAAGGGUUUGAUUUGAAUAAUCAAAUCAUGGAUAAUUCAUCUUCUGAUCGUCACAGUAUUAUCACUAGUUCUGAUACUUGUUUGGAAAUGGGGAUUAAUGUUACCAAAAAUAAACGUAGUUUUGAUAGAGCUUUUGAUCAUCAUGAGAAUCAUGUUGAUUGUACUACUUCUUCUUCCUCGGUGAACCCAGUUAAAAGAAGAACUACACUGCCGUUAGUUUCAUGGAAUGAUCAACCCAAUGAAGAUGAUGAUCAAGAAGAAGAAAAUACUCAUGUUAAUCAUCUUCCCUCUAAUACUCAGGUUGAAGAAGAGGUGAAUAGUAUUGUGGGGUGGCCACCAGUGAAGUCAUGGAGGAGGAAAUUUCAUCAUCAUUAUCAAAAUCAGCAUCCUCCUCAAUUUCAGCACCACCAGGAAAUAGCAGACGGUACUUUAGAUAAUAAUGAUCAUGUGGAUGCUGCAAACGGUGAUGGUGCCACAAACUCGAUGUACGUGAAAGUGACCAUGGAUGGAAUGGGCAUCGGAAGAAAAAUCAAUCUUCGUCUUCAUCAAUCUUAUCAAACACUUACCACCACUUUAAUCAAUAUGUUCGGCAAAUAUGAGAAUAAUGGACUUCAGGGACUAGAUGAAGUAGAAAGACAACCAUACACACUUACUUAUCAAGAUGGUGAAGGAGAUUGGCUUCUUGUUGGAGAUGUACCUUGGAAGACUUUCAUCCAAUCGGUGAAACGGUUGAAGAUACUCAAGGAAUCUAGUUCAUAGGAUUGCAGUAGUAGAUACUACUAGUAUAUAAGUAAAAUCUUAACUACUAGUUAAUGAAUGGCUGUUGAAGCCUUGUAGGAAACUAGUGUAAUUUUUUAAAGGGUUUUGGGGUGUCUUAUUUUGAUGUAUAUUGAAGAAAACAAGAUUAUGGUUAUUAACUUAAUAAUAAAGAAAAUUUGAUUAUGGGUUUAAGCC